CAACUACAAAGAACAGACCUAUGAUUUGACGUUUUCACUGGUUUUCACAGCAAAUUGGUCGAAAAGCCGCGGACGGGAAGCGUAAUCGCCGAUUUCUGUAUUUUCUGUAUAAGCGAACAUGGCGCGUGGUAGUAGUGCUGGUUUUGACAGGCAUAUCACGAUCUUUUCACCGGAAGGCCGGCUGUACCAAGUAGAAUACGCCUUUAAAGCUAUCAAUCAAGGUGGCCUGACGUCUGUAGCCGUCAAAGGGGUCGAGACAGCAGUUUUUGCAACACAGAAGAAAGUGCCUGACAAGUUACUUGAUGCAUCCAGUGUCACUCAUGUAUUUCAGCUGACCGACUACAUCGGUUGUGUCAUGACUGGUAUGAUAGCCGACAGCAAGUCUCAAGUACAACGUGCGCGAUACGAAGCAGCUCAUUUUAAAUACAAGUAUGGCUACGAGAUACCUGUAGACGCUUUGUGUCAGCGUAUCGCAGACAUUAGUCAAGUAUAUACACAAAAUGCAGAGAUGCGACCUCUUGGAUGUUCCAUGAUGCUUAUUGCAUAUGACAAAGAGAAAGGUCCAUGUAUUUAUAAGGCCGAUCCAGCGGGAUAUUUUUGUGGGUAUAGAGCUAUCUCCGUUGGAGCAAAACAAACGGAAGCUAAUUCCUAUCUCGAGAAAAAAUUAAAGAAGAAACAAAACUAUGAUUACGACGAGACUAUACAACUAGCCAUUACUUGUCUGUCUACAGUCUUGUCUGUAGACUUUAAACCAACUGAAAUUGAAGUAGGAGUUGUAUCAAAGGACAAUCCCAAAUUCCGUAUACUGACCGAGCAAGAGAUUGAUAAACAUUUAACCGCAAUUGCCGAAAAGGAUUGAUAAUGUUGUAUACAAUUCAUAAGAAAUAAAUAUGUCCUGCCU
Messenger RNA from Trachymyrmex cornetzi, 901 nucleotides. Its product is annotated as proteasome subunit alpha type-6. Bases 119 to 859 code for a protein of 246 amino acids. Gene Ontology annotation, cellular component: proteasome core complex; proteasome core complex, alpha-subunit complex. The transcript is spliced from 5 exons. Gene Ontology annotation, biological process: ubiquitin-dependent protein catabolic process. The record is from RefSeq and is a predicted model, not a curated record. NCBI's taxonomy places the organism in Eukaryota, Metazoa, Arthropoda, Insecta, Hymenoptera, Formicidae.